Messenger RNA from Nicotiana tabacum (common tobacco), 1961 nucleotides. NCBI's taxonomy places the organism in Eukaryota, Viridiplantae, Streptophyta, Magnoliopsida, Solanales, Solanaceae. The record is from RefSeq and is a predicted model, not a curated record.
AUGAAGCAAGCACUUCACUUCUCGCUUCAAGGGAAACGAGCCCUUGUUGCUUUUUUGCGCUUAUGGCUCUCGAAAGCACUAGCGGCAUUCGAGCCACCUUGUGUGAGAUUCCCACCGAGUAGCUGCUACUUCCCACCAGCUCAAAUACCAGAUACUAAUACUUUCUUCGUCAAAGGUAUAGAUUACACGAACCACUCCCUUACUCUGGUCGAUAGGGAUACUACUGAUAAUUCGGCAUGCCCUAGAGCACGUCACAACCUUACUCUGGAAGACGUGCCCCUAGAAUACUCCAAACAUGAUACACACCUUACCUUCUAUUAUAAUUGUACAAGUUCACUUCCGGCCUCUAUUCCUGUAGAUUGCUUAACAUCAGGUGAAAAAAAGUCAUACUUUUAUGUUGGGCAUAAUGAACCCAAAGAUUUAAAUUGGUAUGGAAUUUGUGAGGAUAAGGUGGUUGCGACGGAGUUGGACGUGGGGUGGAUUAGAGGGCUUGGUGCGGCGUUGAGUGACGGGUUCGUGCUGGAUUGGCGGAGCGCAUCAGAGUGCGCUAAGUGUGAGGCCUCAGACGGGCUUUGUGGUUUCAACAAUUCAACCAAAGAUUUCUUGUGCUUCUGCAAAGAUUCUACCAUAAAGUUUGAUCACUGUACAUCCAAAGGUCGAAUCUUACCUUUGAAGCUCUCAAUAGCAUUAUCCGCGGUUGGGACUGCAAUAGCUGUAACCUGCUGCUUGAUAUGUUGCUUUCGAUUUAGGAAAUUGUGCGACCUCUGUGUUUCAUUAACAAAGACAGCAGAUCAGAAUGUUGAAGCCAACCUGCAGCAGUAUGGAUCUUUAGCCCCAAUGGCAUAUAGCUAUUCAGACAUUAGGAAAAUGACAAGUUCAUUUAAAGAGAAACUUGGAGAAGGGGGUUAUGGAGGGGUCUACAAAGGUAACGUUAACGGCCAUCCCGUUGCUGUGAAGAUCUUAAAAGCGAGCGAGGGGAAUGGAGAAGAUUUCAUUAACGAAGUUGCAAGCAUCAGUCAAACUUCUCAUGUCAACGUUGUAACUCUGUUGGGAUUUUGUUUGAAUCGUCGGGAAAAAACAAUUAUUUAUGAAUUUAUGCCGAAUGGAUCUUUUGAUAAACACAUUUACAGAGAAGACUUUAGAUUGGAAUGGGAAGUGUUGUAUAAAAUUGCACUUGGAAUAGCUCGGGGACUGGAGUAUUUGCAUAGAGGGUGCAACUCACGAAUUUUGCAUUUUGACAUAAAACCUCACAACAUUCUUCUGGACGAAGACUUUUGCCCCAAGAUAUCUGAUUUCGGUUUAGCAAAAUUAUGUAUUCGAAAAGAGAGCAUAAUGUCCACAUUAGAAGCUCGAGGAACCGUUGGUUAUAUUGCUCCAGAGGUGUUCUGUAGAAAUUUCGGAGGAGUUUCACACAAAUCUGAUUUUUAUAGCUACGGAAUGAUGGUUCUCGAAAUGGUUGGAGGAAAAAGGAACUACAAUGCUGAAAGAAGCCAUAAUAGUGAAAUAUACUUUCCAUGUUGGGCUUAUCAUCGCAUUGUGCUAGAUGAAGAACUAAAUAUAAGAGAUAGAAUUACCAAUGAAGAAAAACAGAUUGCAAAGAAAAUGAUAUUAGUUGGUUUGUGGUGCAUCCAAACAGAUCCGUUGCAAAGGCCAGCAAUAGGUAAGGUAAUAGAAAUGUUAGAAGGUAGUUUGGAGGCCUUGCAAAUACCACCAAAGCCUUAAGUAUUUUCUCCUUCGCGAUCAGAAGGAUCGUCAUUGACCACUUUGGAGCUACCUGCAGCAAAAGCCUUCUCAAAUUCUCCUUUGAGUUCAACGUUUGAGCCUACAGCCUCAGAAUUUGUAUAGUUGGCAAUACUUUGGUACAAUGUUGGAACAUACUAACAGUCUAAUAGGAGUAUUCAUUAGAGUUGCAAAAAUUUGGCGAAUUCUCAAUGAAAGGUAGAAACUUUUUAUUUAUUUAU